AUGGAUCGUCCCAACGACGAGAACUCCCCGCCAAAGAAAUUAGCCCAUACCACCAAAAGUGAGGGUCCUUCAGACCCAACCAGCAACCCAUUGAAAUUGAAAUCGCGGCGUGAAUUAACUAUCAACACAUCGCCAGAAUCCGAGUCGACUUCCGGGGCUUAUCGUACGCCGGGAGAUAACUUGGCCAUUAACCUCCCACAAAUUGGGGAUUCAAUAUCAAUUGAUACGCUACAUGCUGCGCCCUUGUCGCAGCACCGGAAGAUUCAGAAUCAUGAAUCGACGGACGAGAUAGCAGAUCGGGGUUCCGACGCCUCUCGGGAGAGUGACGCCGAGGAUCAGGCGAUUGUUGAAGAUGAUCCAAAGAAUCCCAUUUCUCAAACCCACCGGUUCAGAGCUUUGAAUUUGCCUCUUAAAUGGAGCAAUGCGGGAAUUCAACGGAAGACCAGUUUUUGGUACCAGAAGUAUAUCAUUCAAGGGAUCCUUCGACGGAAGGAAACGCAACCCACCAAGGACGGACGCCGCAUCGAGCUUGACGUUUCGAGGCACGGCCCAUUAAUUGAUGAAAGAACGGGACAGCCAUAUAUCGACAAUAGUAUCCGUUCGAGCCGUUAUACUAUUUGGAACUUCCUUCCCUCCCAAAUCUGGUUUCAAUUCUCCAAGGCUGCCAACUUCUUCUUUCUUGUUAUUGGCAUUCUUCAACUGGUGCCUGGGCUUAGUACGACCGGAUCAUUUACCACUAUUCUCCCUCUGCUAUUCUUUCUAUUUUUCAUCAUAAUUAGAGAAGGAUAUGAUGACGUUCGCCGCUAUCAACUCGACAAAGUGGACAAUGGGCAAGCAGCACGUGUUUUAAACGGAUCUUCGUCUAGGAUUUCAAUUCUACCUAUCCGAAUACUCAACCCCGGUAUAGAUUACUGGAAUCGAUUAAGACAAAAGGCACUCAUUCAGGUCGGAAAGGGUGCGUCCGAAACAACCUCUAUUGAGCUUAGCAGUGAGGAAUAUGUUGAUGAUGUCAACUCUGGGGACUCGCUUGGUCCUGGCCAAGCUUCAUGGUCCACUAUACAAUGGAAGGAUCUCAAAGUAGGGGAUGUUGUCGAUUUGAAGCGUAACGACCCGAUACCGGCCGACAUUGUCCUCCUUUACACGGACGGUCGAGAUAACAUUGCAUACAUCGAGACUAUGUCACUGGAUGGCGAGACUAAUCUCAAAAUCAGAAGGCCACCGAACCUCCUUUCCUGCGAAACUUUGGCGGCUAUUUCUCAAUGCCGUGCAACUUUCGUAGUAGAAGACCCCAAUGCUGAUCUUUACCAAUUCCACGGCAAAGUCACGGUCAAUGGACAGACGUCCCCAGUCACGCAGGAUAACAUUGUGUAUCGCGGGAGCACUUUGAGGAACACCAAUAGAGCUUUUGGAAUGGUCCUCAAUACGGGUGAAGAAUGCAAGAUCCGCAUGAAUGCUAACAAGAACCCGAAGCCAAAAGCACCCGCAGUCCAAGCUAUAACUAAUCAGGUGGUGAUUCUUCUCGUCGUAUUUGUGGUCUUGCUGGCGACGGGCUGUACUGCAGGGUACGAGAUAUGGACAAAAAUAUUUGAGAGGAAAGCGUGGUACUUGAAGCACGCACAUCUUGGUCCUGCAGAGAUUUUCAUCGCAUUCGCCAUCGAAUUCAAUAAUCUCAUCCCUCUAGCCCUUUAUGUCAGUCUGGAGCUGGUCAAACUUGCUCAAUUCUUACUCCUGCACGACGUCGAGAUGUAUGAUGAAGCUUCAGACACGCCAAUGGUAUCUAAUACACAAAACAUUUACGAGAACCUCGGGCAGGUCAGCUAUCUAUUUUCCGAUAAGACCGGGACUUUGACGGAGAAUGUUAUGCGGUUCCGGAAGAUCAGCGUCGCGGGGAUGGCUCUGGUGCAUGACUUUGAAUCGGAAGUGUCGAAGAAAGAGAAAGACUUGCAAUUGCCCAAAAGAUCUAGUUUCCAUGACCCCACAACGCCAACGAUUGUGGAGCACGAAGCAUUAGAUAACCCUCGGGUGUCUAGAGAUGGAUUUCCAUUCCCUGUUGGCAGAAAAUCUUUGACUGUCCCAAGAUUGGAGCGGUCUAUGUCGCGACGUAGCCUGAAUCGGGAUACGUCCUCCAAAGAGCUUUUGAGAAGCCUUUGGAAGCACCCUGAUGCUAAGCUCUCAGAGAAGGUACGAUUUUUCUUGCUAUCUCUCGCACUUUGCCAUACCUGCUUUCCAGAAGAUCGGAAGGAUGGAAAGACUGGAUUUCAGGCUGCUUCUCCUGAUGAACUCGCUUUGGUCGAGGCAGCUGUGGAACUGGGCUAUAUUGUUACUGACAGGACGACACGUUUGAUCACGUUAUCAAUCGACUUGUUUGAUUCAAAAUCUCCAGCGCAAGAAGUCUAUGAAGUUCUCGACAUAAUAGAGUUUAGCAGCAAAAGAAAACGUAUGUCCAUUAUCGUCAAAUUUCCCGAUGGAAGAAUAUGUUUAUUCUGCAAGGGCGCAGACUCUGUUAUUCAGCCAAGGCUUCGACUCUCUGCCCUAGCACUACAAAAGGCAUCCGAGGUCAGACAGCGACAGGACCAACGCAAAAGUUUUGAGGUUGAAGAAGCGAUCAUGCGGAAGAGUCACGAUGAACAGUCUCGGAAGAGUCUCCAGAGGUCAAGCUUUCAGCUGGAUAGACCUAGUAUGGAGAUGAGAAGAAUAAUAUCCGGGCGGAACAGCGUAACAAUUGAUCAAUACCCUCCAAGCCCACAAUCCUUAUUCCAGCGAAACGAUUACGAAGGGCAAAGCCCGAGGAAGUCCUCACAACUCGACAGGCGAUUUCUUUCCUUGCCUCUUUCGGAGCCCAGCACCCCACGCAUUGUGACCGAUCAGUCGAUGGAUGACGCAUCCAUUUUCGAACGUUGCCUCGAGCAAAUUGACGAAUUUGCAUCUGAGGGACUACGAACCCUUAUGUUCGGGUACCGAUUCAUCGCGCAGGAUGAAUACCAAGGCUGGUCAAAACUAUACCACGACGCUACAACCAGUCUUGUCAACCGACAGGAAAUGAUUGAAUCCGCUGCCGAGAUAAUCGAGAAGGAGCUUGAUCUCGCUGGUGCUACGGGCAUCGAAGAUAAACUCCAAGACGGCGUUCCCGAAACCAUCGAGAAGUUACAGCGAGCAAAUAUCAAAAUCUGGAUGCUUACCGGCGAUAAACGCGAGACUGCUAUUAACAUUGCACACUCUGCCAAACUCUGCAAAAGCUAUUCCCGUGUUCUCAUUCUCGACCACAAGCAGGGGUCCCUCAAAACGCAGAUCGAUUCGGCGCUUUUUACCAUCAUGGAAGGCAGGAUCGCUCAUUCUGUUGUUGUAAUUGACGGUCAAACGUUAAUGGGAGUUGAGAAUGACGAUGUGUUAAGUGCACAUUUCUACAACCUCCUGCUUCGUGCUGACUCGACAAUUUGCUGCCGCGCGUCCCCGGCACAGAAAGCCAGCAUGGUCAAAAACAUUCGGCAUAAGGUGCCUGGUUCCAUCACUCUGGCCAUUGGCGAUGGCGGGAACGACAUAGCGAUGAUCCAAGAAGCCGAUGUUGGCGUGGGAAUCAGCGGGAAAGAAGGUCUACAAGCCGCCAGAGUAGCCGACUACUCUAUCGCCCAGUUCAGGUUUCUCCAACGCCUGCUUCUUGUCCACGGUCAUUGGAAUUACAAUCGUAUUGCCCAAUACGCACUUGCUACGUUUUGGAAAGAAAUGCUAUUCUACUGCAUUCAGCUCCUAUACCAAAGAUGGAACGGAUACACCGGGACAUCGCUUUACGAAAAUUGGUCGCUCACCGUGUGGAAUACCCUUUUUACUUCAUUAUGUGUUAUGAUUCCCGGCAUCUUCGAACAGGAUCUCUCGGCUACAACUCUCCUUGCAGUCCCAGAGAUCUACAGCUACGGCCAGAACUGCAAGGGCUUCAACCUCAAAAAAUGCGGGUUAUGGAUGCUCAAAGCGGCCGUGGAAGCUGUUGUCGUUUAUUUCAUGAUCUAUUGCUUAUACGGCCGGAUCAUCUUCACCACAGACCAAGGACUGUUCGCUAUCGGCGACUUGGCGUUCACAGUCUGCGUCAUCUAUAUCAAUGUAAAACUAUUGGUUCUAGACACCUACUACAAAACCUGGAUCCCCAUCCUCAGUGUAACCAUCACCCUCUUAGGCUGGGGCAUCUGGAACGUCUUCCUUUCCCUCGCAUACGCCAACAACCCCGGCUCCUACGCCGUGUACAGCGCCUUUGUGCAUCAUUUCGGCUCGAACCUCGCUUGGUGGGCUACGCUGUUCGUAGUACUC
Molecule: messenger RNA, 4296 nt
Organism: Lachnellula hyalina
Lineage: Eukaryota; Fungi; Ascomycota; Leotiomycetes; Helotiales; Lachnaceae
Gene: DNF3
Product: putative phospholipid-transporting ATPase
Exons: 2
Biological process (GO): endocytic recycling; phospholipid translocation; post-Golgi vesicle-mediated transport
Cellular component (GO): plasma membrane
Molecular function (GO): ATP hydrolysis activity; ATP binding; magnesium ion binding
Source: RefSeq, a predicted model, not a curated record